Molecule: messenger RNA, 1035 nt
Organism: Sclerotinia sclerotiorum 1980 UF-70
Lineage: Eukaryota; Fungi; Ascomycota; Leotiomycetes; Helotiales; Sclerotiniaceae
Exons: 1
Coding region: 1-1035 (344 amino acids)
Biological process (GO): pantothenate biosynthetic process
Cellular component (GO): cytoplasm; mitochondrion
Molecular function (GO): 2-dehydropantoate 2-reductase activity; NADP binding
Source: RefSeq, a predicted model, not a curated record
AUGGAUCCCACCAUACAUAUUUUAGGUCUUGGAAACCUGGGAAAGCUGUUCGCACACUCAUUAGCUACGAAGCCCGAACCUCCUCCUGUCACUUUAUUGUUUCAUCGUCACUCUCUAUACCACAAGGCGAAAGCCCUAGGGCCAAAGAUUAAAAUCUAUCAUGACGGUGUUUGGCUUGGUGGUGGUCAUUACGAUAUUGAAUUAUGCCAGGAUGGUAACAAGAAUCGCUCAGAUACUAAGGUUAUAUCCAAUCUGAUAGUCACCACAAAAUCCCACAAAAUGGCGGAGGCGCUUGAGAUGAUCAAACAUCGAUUGUCCCGCAUGUCAACUGUACUGUUCGUACAUAACGGUAUAGGAGUAGUAGAAGAAGUCAACAAGCUCGUGUUUCCCGAUUUCAAAGACAGGCCACGUUAUCUAUUUGGCAUAGCAUCCCAUGGUGUCUCUCAACAAACUCCACUAACGGCAGUCCUUGCUGGUCAUGGUUUUGUCACGAUUGGAAAUCCCGAAAUGGAUAAAGAAGGAUCUCCAGUCAAAAGCCAUCUCCUACGACAAGUCAUUGACUCUAAGCUCCUUCGCGCCAGCGAGGUUCCUUGGGAUGAAUUUAGACUCCUUCAAUUGCAGAAAUUGGCUGUGAACGCUGUAAUAAAUCCUCUCACUGCUCUAAACAAUUGUUUAAAUGGUAUGAUUAUGGAGUCUUCCAUGAUCGGGGAUAUAGGAGAUCUUUUUGGAGGCCUAGUAUCCGAAAUUAGUCAAGUCAUUUGUUCACUGCCUGAACUUCAAGGGAUUCCAGGCCUAGAAGAACGAUUUUCAAUAGAGACUUUGCGGAACAUCAUUCUUGACGUUGCUCUAGCCACUGCCGGGAAUCGAAGUUCCAUGCUUCAAGAUGUUAGCAAUGGCAGAGAAACUGAGAUCGCCUAUAUUAAUGGAUAUAUUGUCGGAAGAGGAAAAGAGCUAGGUAUUGAGUGUCCGGUGAAUAGGAGGAUGGUUACGGAUAUUCUCGAGGCGGUCUCAAAGCAGAAGCUCCAAGCUGUGUAG